AUGGGGCAAUACAAAUGCAAAGGCAUUCGCGGUAAUUGGGUGGAAGAUGAUAUGAAGUUCGCUAUGUCUGCUGUAAAGAGAGGGGUUAUGAGAGUGAACAUAGCUGCAAAGAGGUUUAAUGUACCAAGGCGGACUCUGAGACGAUAUUUGGCAGAAAACAAAAACACUAAAUCCACCUUGGGUAAAAAACCAUUGUUAAAUUCGGAUCAAGAAAACGAUUUGAAAUCCCGCAUUAUCCGACUUUGCAGCGUUGGUUACCCACUAACACAGCGUGUAUUACGUUCAUGUGUUAAAACGUUCUGUAAUGAACAUAACAUUUUAUCCAAAAGUCAAGGAGUUAUGAUUAGACGAGAUUGGUUGAGGGGAUUUUUAAGACGGCACCCUAAUAUCAGUAAACGUAAAGCCCAAAAUUUAAAUCCCGCCAGAGCUCAAAAGCUUAAUAAGGCAGUAGUGUCUGAUUACUUUGCGAAAUUAAAGGAUUUAAUGAAAAAAUAUGACUUAAUGAAGAAACCAGAACGAAUUUAUAAUAUUGAUGAAAAAGGUUGUCAAUUAAAUUUACACAAAACUCCACAAGUUCUAGCAGAACGCGGUACAAAGAGAGUACACAUAGUGGCAGCUGAACAUGGAGAAUCAGUGACUGUAGUGUCUUGUGGAAAUGUGCUUCUUAUAUUCGAUGGUACAAAGUGCCAUUUGGAUUACUCUAUUGUGGAGACAGCUGAAAAAUAUGAAAUCAAGCUUUUCUGCUUGCCCAGUAAUACGACCCACGAGCUUCAGCCUAUGGAUAAAAGCGUAUUUAGGUCGUUUGAAUAUUACUGGGAUGAGGAAAUACUUAGAUACUGGUCUCUGCAUGAAGACAGAAAAAUCACCAAACAAAGAUUUGGAGUCAUAUUUAGUAAAGUGUGGGAUAAAGCUGCAACACCAGCAAACAUCAAAGCUGGAUUUGAGGCUACAGGGAUCUACCCAUUCAAUCCAGAUCGGAUCCCAGAGGAAGCAUAUGCUCCAAGUAUUCCUACUUAUAACCCCAUGCCAAUUGUUGAUAAUAAGGACACUGACACUGAUGUUAGUGAAAGUCUCCUUCAUGAGGCUGCUUCAAAUAUAAGUGCAAUUAAUACACCAGUUCAGCAAUUGACUUUAAGCGAUAAUAACUUUAAUUCUCUUUCCGUGUCUACAGAGCAGAUUGGAAAUUCUGCCACUACCCCGAGUCAAAAUAUUACCGUUUGUAAUGAACCGAAAUAA
Molecule: messenger RNA, 1236 nt
Organism: Parnassius apollo (apollo)
Lineage: Eukaryota; Metazoa; Arthropoda; Insecta; Lepidoptera; Papilionidae
Source: the annotation of a GenBank genome assembly